AUGGAUUUUCAUGGUGGGUUAUUUUUCACUGGGAUCAUUACAAUUUUAAUAGUUCAGUAUGGAACCAAUGUUGUUUUGGUUGAAGGGAGGCAUCAUCUUCAUACAAGUAAAAAGCACAAGAGUGGUGAAAGUUCAAAAAUUGCUGAUUCCCCUGUUUAUAAUGCACCAAGUCCUGAUUCUUCUUCUUCUUCCUCUGAUUGUCCUCCUCCUUCUGAUGAUGAUGCUCCUGCCGACGAUCCGGCCAGCCCACCGGAAGCUUCUGAUCCCGGAAAUUCAACCACUAGUCCUUGCAUUUUCAAUGUCGUCGAUUUCGGGGCGGUCGGAGAUGGAUCAACUGAUGAUACUGCAGCAUUCAGAGCUGCUUGGAAAGAAGCCUGUCAGGCUCAAUCAAGUGUUCUUUUGGCUCCUUCAAACUAUGUUUUCUUGAUCACUUCCACAAUAUUCUCAGGGCCUUGCCAGCCAGGACUUGUAUUUCAAGUUGAUGGGGACCUGAUGGCUCCAAAUGGACCAGAUUGUUGGCCUAAAGGCGACAGCUUACAACAAUGGCUGGUUUUUUAUAGACUUAAUGACAUGACUCUUACUGGAACUGGAACUAUUGAAGGCAAUGGCCAACCAUGGUGGGAUCUUCCUUGCAAACCUCAUAAGGGUCCCCAUGGAUCAACAUUGCCUGGACCAUGUGACAGCCCUGCACUAAUUCGGUUCUUUCUGAGCUCAAAUUUGGUGGUUUCGGGUUUGCGAAUUCAGAAUAGUCCCAAAUUCCACAUGAAGUUUGAUGGCUGUGAAGGAGUGAUCAUCGACAGAUUGUCGAUAUCAUCUCCUAAACUUAGCCCCAAUACUGAUGGCAUUCACAUUGAGAACACGAAAUCUGUGGGCAUAUACAACUCUGUCAUUGCCAAUGGUGAUGACUGCAUCUCCAUUGGUCCUGGUUGCGCAAAUGUAGAUAUCGAAUCUGUCACUUGCGGUCCUAGCCACGGUAUCAGCAUUGGUAGCCUUGGAGUGCACAAUUCUCAGGCCUGUGUUUCGAACAUAACAGUUCGAAACGCCAUCAUUAAGGAAUCAGACAACGGGGUAAGGAUCAAAACAUGGCAGGGCGGAACAGGAUCGGUAACAGGCAUAUCAUUCGACAACAUCCAGAUGGACAACGUUCGAAACUGCGUGAUCAUAGACCAGUACUACUGCCUCACAAAGGCGUGUCGGAACGAGACAUCGGCCGUGUACCUGUCCGACGUAUCAUUCAGGAACAUUAAGGGUACUUAUGAUGUUAGAAGCCCUCCGAUUCAUUUCGCCUGUAGCGAUACCGUGGCGUGUACAAACAUCACAAUGUCUGAGGUCGAAUUGCUUCCGUUCGAAGGCGAAUUGGUGGAUGAUCCGUUCUGUUGGAAUGCGUAUGGUAUUCAGGAAACUCUAACUAUCCCUCCAAUUGAUUGUUUGUUAGAUGGAUUUCCAGAAACUGUUGGAGAGAGUUCCUUAUAUGAAUGCCAUUAG
Molecule: messenger RNA, 1485 nt
Organism: Oldenlandia corymbosa var. corymbosa
Lineage: Eukaryota; Viridiplantae; Streptophyta; Magnoliopsida; Gentianales; Rubiaceae
Source: the annotation of a GenBank genome assembly